GGCCACUUCUCUUCCACGACCACGAUGGACGCAGCGCUACCAGAGGAAAUCCUCCGUGAAAUUCUAUCGCACAACAUACAAAUUUCACAUGUCAAAUUUCACCGCUUCUACUACGGCAACUGGGGGUACCCCAUGUCACCACCAAUAUCUCGCUGCAGCAAUCUCCUCCUCGUCUCCAAACGCUGGCUCCGCAUCGGCACCCCGCUGCUCUACGAAUGCGUCAGGCUCUCAAAUUCAGAGCAUACCACCACCGUUGCCAACCUUUUGCGCACGCAUCCACACGUCGGCCUAGCUGUUCGGUGCCUCAGGCUCGAAGGCGGGCUCGGGAAGGACCUGGUACACAUCGCAAAGCUUACUCCGAAACUGCACGGCAUAUAUAUUAGUUUUAGCAUCAAGUCUGUCGAUAGUAUCACAGGAUUGAAGAAAGCAUUUCCGCUUUUCCGUCCCGCCAGCUUGUAUAUCCAGGAGGAGAGCCACAUGGAGAACAAGAAGGUUGCUGAAGCGCGGACGCUUGUGCGCACGCAUAUCAAAGACGUGUGGACAUCACUGCGGUCUCUGUCCUUGUCGGACUGGUGUAAAGAUAGCAUGGAUCAACAACUAGCUGACGUGCUUGCCGAGUCCUCUAUUGAGGAAUUCGGCUGCUUGGCAUCCGAAGCAAAAUUUUGGAUUAGGUGGGGCUUGAUGAGGAGGAUCCUCGAAAAUCCGCGGCUGCAACGCAUCGUAUGCCGAGGGAUAGACGAAGAAUCGACGACGCGGGAGACUCUGCAAAAGGAAGGUUUUCCUGACGCAAUCAUCCGGAUGUUCACAUUUGUCCGCCAUAUGGCGGAGGAUGUACUGUGAGUACCGUAAGUAUGCACUGUUCCACAGAGAACUGAAGUCAUUAUCUCGUAUCCCAAUGUUUGCUGGCAUGGAUAGCGACUCUUCUGAUGAAGAGCUUUGAUAACCAUAUCGCCGCACUCGCGGCGGCCUGUCCAUGAGGCAUUACUUACGCAUACCCCACAGCAUACUACGCUGUACUACACAGCAGUUAUGCCAACUCAUUCCAGUAAGCUUUGCUAUGCUGGCCCACUUCACACUUCAUAAUAUCACCUCAUACUGCUCCCGCCACGGACCUAUCACAAUAUCGGCACAUACCCCAGGGAUUGCGCACCGCGAUCGCAGGGGACUCGGGCGCAGACUUGCCCGCACGCAUCCGUUUCACCCCUUUGUGCGCCGCAGCAAGCGUGACAAGCAACGACAGACCGUGUCGGCAGGUGCACCAAGCGCAGUGAUUAGAGAUACUACAGGGACCGCAAGUUCGAGGCCGGCUAGGCACGCGUGUACGCGAGAGGAUGGAACCUUGUACCGAGUGCAAACUGGGUGCUGGUGGUACUGCGCCAGGUCGCAUACAACAGGGUAAGGGUACCGUUCUCUGGGUCUAGGUACCAUUUGUUCAUGCAUAAUGGCGCGUGGCUCGUCAUUAUCGAGACACCAAAGCUCAUUCUGGACUGGUCACAUUGUCUAUUGUAGUCGUUAGCUGUUGCUUAGACUAGUACAGGCUCGCGCUUUGCCAUCGUAUAAUAGUAGUUUUCAAGGAUGUCCAUC
Phanerochaete carnosa HHB-10118-sp is the source of this 1584-nucleotide messenger RNA. RefSeq lists its product as uncharacterized. Lineage: Eukaryota; Fungi; Basidiomycota; Agaricomycetes; Polyporales; Phanerochaetaceae. Bases 25 to 840 code for a protein of 271 amino acids. The transcript has 2 exons. The record is from RefSeq and is a predicted model, not a curated record.